AAUUAAUGCAAAACCUCAUCUCUUGUCUUUCUGUCUCUGAAACAGUCUCAAACUCACUCACUCACUCCUCUCUCCCUCUCUUCCAUGGAAGAAACCAAUGGAAGAAGAGAAACUCACGAUUUCAUGAACGUCAACGUUGAAUCCUUCUCUCAGCUUCCAUUCAUCCGCCGUACACCUCCCAAAGAAAAAGGCUCCAUUAUUCGUCUCUUUGGCCAAGAGCUCGUCGGAGAUAACUCCUCCGGUACUACUCAACAGGAGGAGGACAUUCUUGAAACCACAAAAACCAAGAUCAACGACGAGAGAUCGGAGAAUGUCAAGGAGAAAGACAAAGACAGCAGCAGUAACAGGAGAUUCGAGUGUCACUACUGUUUCAGAAACUUCCCAACUUCACAAGCCCUAGGUGGACACCAAAACGCUCACAAACGCGAACGCCAACACGCCAAACGCGGUUCUGUGCCAUCAUACCUUCAUCAGUCUGGCUCUCACCACGUCUACGGCUUCCUCAACAACCACCACCACCGUCACUAUCCCUCGUGGACAACGGAAGCUAGAUUCUACGGUGGUGGUGGUGCUGGAGUAGCACAACAAACGCCGUCGUAUUACUCACGCACUCUUCCUCCUCCUCCUUCUUCUUCUAACACACCGACGAUCAACGGAAGUCCUUUAGGUUUGUGGCGUGUACCGCCUUCCACGUCAGCAAACGCUAUUCAUAGCGUUUACUCAGCUUCACCAGCGUUUAGGACGCAUGACCAGGAGAGUAAGGAGCCGCAUUGGCCUUACAAGUUGAUGAAACCUAAUGUGCAAGAUCAUGUGAGUCUCGAUCUUCAUCUUUGACACUUUUUUUUGGUGUCCAUAUAUCAUUUUAACUUAGCCGUGAUGAGACUCGUUCGAAACGGUGAGGCCAAUGUGAAAAAAAAUGACGAGAUAUUCAUGUUUUGUAAGGAGAACCGGCAUGAUGUGUAGAUCUUGAACCUUUGAGGUUUCUUUCUUCAGAUUCUGAGUUUAUAUAUAUUAAUAAAAAAUCAUUUCUGAUUUAAGUUUAGGAAAA
This is a messenger RNA of Brassica oleracea var. oleracea, 1048 nucleotides long. Its product is annotated as zinc finger protein 8-like. Gene Ontology annotation, biological process: response to gibberellin; trichome morphogenesis; trichome differentiation. The record is from RefSeq and is a predicted model, not a curated record. Bases 85 to 834 code for a protein of 249 amino acids. Gene Ontology annotation, molecular function: DNA-binding transcription factor activity. NCBI's taxonomy places the organism in Eukaryota, Viridiplantae, Streptophyta, Magnoliopsida, Brassicales, Brassicaceae. The transcript has a single exon.